Molecule: messenger RNA, 1119 nt
Organism: Erigeron canadensis
Lineage: Eukaryota; Viridiplantae; Streptophyta; Magnoliopsida; Asterales; Asteraceae
Exons: 2
Coding region: 1-1119 (372 amino acids)
Source: RefSeq, a predicted model, not a curated record
AUGGGUUUGGGAGAAUUCUACGUUAUUUUGGGUAUGGAUUGGCUUGCCCAACAUAAGGCAAAUAUUUGUUGUACCGAUAAAAGUGUUCACCUCAAAGCUCCUAACGGUAGGGAUAUGGUUAUUUACGGUGAAAGAAAUCAAGAUUCAUUGCCUUUAUGCACCUUUGCUCGAGCCCGUCGACUUAUCUCUCGAGGGUGCAAGGCUUUUCUUGCUCAUGUUAUUGACUCCAAUAAGGAAUCUAAAUCGAUAUCCGAAAUUCCUAUUGUGAAUGAGUUUGUAGAUGUUUUCCCCGAUGAUCUACCGGGUCUUCCUCCCGAUAGGCAAAUUGAUUUCAAAAUCGAUCUCAUUCCGGGUGCUACACCUAUUGCCAAGGCUCCUUAUCGUCUCGCUCCAACCGAAAUGCGAGAAAUGAUGGAUCAACUCCAAGAACUACUUGAUAAGGGUUUUAUUCGCCCAAGUAGUUCUCCUGGGGUGCUCCCGUCUUUUCUUGAAACCCUUCGCCAAGAGAAGCUAUAUGCCAAAUUCUCGAAAUGCGAAUUUUGGUUGCGAGAAGUUCAAUUUCUUGGUCAUGUUGUCAAUCAAGAAGGAAUUAAAGUCGACCCGGGGAAAAUAAGUGCAAUCAUGAAGCGGGAAUCUCCUAAGUCCCCGAAGGAAAUUCGUAGCUUUCUUGGUUUGGCAGGUUAUUACCGUCGAUUCAUUCAAGAUUUCUCUGAAUUAGCCUCACCUCUUACAAAAUUGACCCGGAAGAAUGAGAAAUUCGAAUGGAAAAGUGAACAAGAAGGUGCAUUUCAAACUCUAAAAGAAAAGUUGAGUCAAGCACCUAUUCUCACUUUCCUGGAUGGAGUUGAAGAUUUCUCGGUGUAUUGUAAUGCCUCGUUCAAUGGUCUUGGUUGUGUCCUUAUGCAAAAGGGGCGGGUUAUCGCUUAUGCAUCAAGACAAUUAAAAACUCAUGAAAAGUCCUAUCUCGUCCAUGAUUUAGAGCUUGCGCGGUCGUUAUUGCAUUCAAGAUUUGGCGUCAUUACUUAUAUGGAGUUAAAUUCUCCAUUUAUUCCGAUCAUAAGAGCCUUAAGUAUUUCUUUGAGCAACGUGAUCUUAAUAAUCGUCAACGGAGGUGGUUAG